AUGAAAUCUCCCACAGAAGACAUUGUGAAGAAACAGCUAGUGGCCCAGCCAGUGAAAGAAUAUAAGAGAGCGAUUGGCCGCAAGCACACAUUUGUUCAAAACAAAAGUGCUUUUACUAGAAGACAGCGUUUAGUGUGCCAUGAAUGUGGAAAGUAUUUUACCAGAUUGUCUAGUUUUUUUUAUCAUCAGAGACUUCACACUGGAGAAAAGCCCUUUAAGUGCAGUGAAUGUGGGAAAUCUUAUACCGGUAGCACUGGUCUCCUUUAUCAUCAGAGAAUUCACACUGGAGAAAGGCCCUAUGAGUGCAGUGAAUGUGGGAAAUCUUUUAGCAGGAUCGAUUCCCUUCGUAUUCAUCUGAGAAUUCACAGUGGUGAAAGGCCUUAUAAGUGCCAUGAUUGUGGGAAAUCUUUUACCACUAGCACUGGCAUUCGUCAUCAUCAGAGAUUUCACACUGGAGAAAAGCCGUAUAAGUGCAGUGAAUGUGGGAAAUCUUUUACCAGUAGCACUAGCCUUUGUUAUCAUCAGAGACUUCACAGAGGAGAAAGGCCUUAUGAGUGCAGUGAAUGUGGGAAAUCUUUUACCUGUAAUAGUAGCCUCCGUUAUCAUCAGAGUGUUCACACUGGAGAAAGGCCUUAUGAGUGCAGUGAAUGUGGCAAAUCCUUUACCACCAUUUAUAGCCUUCGUAAUCAUCGGAGAUUUCAUACAGGAGAAAAGCCUUAUGAGUGCAGUGAAUGUGGAGAAUCGUUUUCCAUGCUCUAUUCCCUUCGUAGUCACCAGAGAGUUCACACUAGAGAAAGGCCUUAUGAGUGCAGUGAAUGUGGGAAAUCUUUUAUCAGUAGCAGUGGCCUCCGUUAUCAUCAGAGACUUCACACUGGAGAAAGGCCUUAUGAGUGCAGUGAAUGUGGGAAAUCUUUUACCAAGAACCAAUCCCUUCUUUAUCAUCAGAGAAUUCACACUAGACAAGGCCCUUAUGAUUGCAGUGAAUGUGGAAAAACUUUUACCGGUAUCCUAAGCCUUCGUAGUCACCAGAGAGUUCACACUAGAGAAAGGACUUAGGAGUGUAGUUAAUGUGGCAAAUUUUGUACCCAAAAUUCUAACCUUAUUUUGCACAUAAGGCUUCACAUGGGAAGAAGGUUGUAUAUGCAUAGGAAAUGUACAAUUUUUAAGGUCAGUCUUAACAAUACUAUAAGGAAACUAUUUGCCUGACUUGAAUCUCAUACAUUCUAAUGUCAAAAGUAGGGAGAUUCCCUAUAAACUUAUCUGAAAAUCAUGUGUGUGUAUGUUGCCCUUUCUAAUUUACACAGGUGUCCUGCCAGAUCUAUGUCCCUGAAUGUGUCUGUUGCUGAAGCAAUGUCACUUGUACCACCUAUACCAGUGGUUCUCAACCUGUGGGUCGCGACCCCUUUGGGGGUCGAACGACCCUUUCACAGGGGUCGCCUAAGACCAUCGGAAAAUACAUAUGUCUUAGGAACCGAGACACCGUUCCUCUAUCCGUCUCCAGGCGGGUCUACCCACAUGCAGAUAUGCCCACAUACGAGUACCCGGCGUAUUAAAGGGUCGCGGCAUUAGGAAGGUUGAGAACCGCUGACCUAUACGGUGUCCUCAGAUGGCAUCAGUCACCAUCCUCAUUGGCGCAGGGAAGCUAACUCUGUUCUCUGAUUUGUUGGAGACUAGGACCAGCCUUUUCUUAGAUGUGUAUUUGCUACUCCUGUAUCCGUAGUAAAAUGUCUGGUUAAUUGUCCUGCCUAAUCUGGUAUGAAUUUUGGCAAUUUUCUUUAACAGAAGGGAAGCGGGACAACGAAGAUGGAUGUUGGAAUUUCACUCAUUUUGUGCCAUUUUUGCUUUAUGAAAUAAAUGUUUCUUUCCUGUA
This is a messenger RNA of Myotis davidii, 1870 nucleotides long. RefSeq names its product zinc finger protein 239-like. The transcript is spliced from 3 exons. Gene Ontology annotation, biological process: regulation of transcription by RNA polymerase II. Gene Ontology annotation, molecular function: RNA polymerase II cis-regulatory region sequence-specific DNA binding; DNA-binding transcription factor activity, RNA polymerase II-specific. The record is from RefSeq and is a predicted model, not a curated record. Gene Ontology annotation, cellular component: transcription regulator complex; PcG protein complex. Bases 1 to 1056 code for a protein of 351 amino acids. NCBI's taxonomy places the organism in Eukaryota, Metazoa, Chordata, Mammalia, Chiroptera, Vespertilionidae.